AGUGGAAGGUGUGAAAAUGAGCGGUAGAGGAAAAGGAGGUAAAGGCCUGGGUAAGGGAGGCGCCAAGCGUCAUCGCAAAGUUCUUCGUGAUAACAUCCAGGGCAUCACCAAGCCCGCUAUCAGGCGCCUUGCUCGUCGUGGUGGAGUGAAGCGUAUCUCUGGUCUCAUUUACGAGGAGACCCGUGGUGUCCUUAAGGUGUUCCUGGAGAACGUUAUCCGUGAUGCCGUCACCUACACCGAGCAUGCCAAGAGAAAGACCGUUACUGCCAUGGACGUCGUUUAUGCUCUGAAACGCCAAGGUCGUACUCUGUACGGAUUUGGUGGCUAAAGACCCAAGGUUUCUUUCUCAAGAUGAAUCA
Messenger RNA from Clupea harengus (Atlantic herring), 359 nucleotides. Its product is annotated as histone H4. The record is from RefSeq and is a predicted model, not a curated record. Gene Ontology annotation, cellular component: nucleosome. NCBI's taxonomy places the organism in Eukaryota, Metazoa, Chordata, Actinopteri, Clupeiformes, Clupeidae. Gene Ontology annotation, molecular function: structural constituent of chromatin; protein heterodimerization activity; DNA binding.